Molecule: messenger RNA, 2237 nt
Organism: Dendronephthya gigantea
Lineage: Eukaryota; Metazoa; Cnidaria; Anthozoa; Malacalcyonacea; Nephtheidae
Product: ras-specific guanine nucleotide-releasing factor RalGPS1-like
Exons: 22
Coding region: 489-2225 (578 amino acids)
Biological process (GO): positive regulation of GTPase activity; Ras protein signal transduction
Cellular component (GO): plasma membrane
Molecular function (GO): guanyl-nucleotide exchange factor activity
Source: RefSeq, a predicted model, not a curated record
UUAAAACCGAAAAAUGAAACGUCGCAUUAUAAAACAGAAAAAACACGCCACUACAUAAACAAAAUCGUGGAUAUUCGCUUCUUAUCGCGUGGGAAAUUUGCUUCUCUAAUUGGUCGGAAAAGUAUUCGGCUCAUUUCCGGACAUUGUCGCCUUGCAACUCGAUACCACAGAUACAACCCAAACAAACGUAAAUUUGUAUGCGAUUUAUUUAUGCCUUUCAUGGUUUUUUUCAAAGUAUUGCAGUUUCCUCCUAUUUUUAUUAAAACGAGAAGAGAGUGAUAUUUACGAUUCGGUGGCGUUUCACUUGGUGGUAUAUUUGUCAUUUCUAACCGUUUAAAUGUGUGGGAAACACAGCUGUGCACGCAGCACGAUCUUGUGGAAGUGAAGUUAGUGAAUAUGGCAAUAAAAGCAAAACCCAUCCCAAAUCUGCAAGUUUAAAUGUAUCCAGUGAAAUGCUGUACAUGUGUUGAGAGUGCCACAUUCUUACCAUGACACUCAGUGGGAAAUACAAGCAAUGCGAUUAUCCUGGCUUAGAAUCAAAAGCAAAUGGAAUCAGCAAUUUUGGUGAAGAAGACAGCUCAAAUGAUGAUAGCACUCAUUUUCAUGAGGAUACAGAUGGCCAAGUAUAUUCCUCAAUUAGUGAUAGAAGUUAUGAUGAAGUUGUAUUUGACAUACUCAAAGUGGAUCCAGAGGAUUUUGCAAAACAAAUAACUCUAAUGGAUAUUCCAGUCUUCAAAGCCAUCAAACCUGAGGAGCUGUCAUCAUGUGGUUGGAAUAAAAAGAACAAACUGGAGUUAUCUCCAAAUGUUGUGGCAAUGACUAAAAGAUUUAAUCAUGUGAGUUUUUGGGCUGUCAGAGAGAUUCUAAAGGCUACGUUAACAAAGACACGAGCAGAUGUUUUGUCAUUGUUCAUAAGAGUGGCAAAGAAACUAUUGGACAUGAAUAAUUUUCACUCUUCAAAAGCAAUUCUCUCUGGUCUUCAAAGUGAACCUGUGUACCGACUAGAACAGACAUGGAUGAUGGUCAACAGAAAAGACAAGCUCACUUUUGAUAAAUUAGACAAUGUCUUUUCCGUUACAGAAAACAAGCUAAAACUCCGUACACUUUUAGAGGAAGCAAAAUUACCAUGCAUACCAUAUCUAGGUAUCUACCUGACAGACCUUACCUACCUUGACACAGUCCAUCCUUCAACUGGUGGUCUUGAUAAAGAUAGAGAUCAGAAGAUGAAUAAUGUAAUACGAGUUAUAGCAGAGUUUCAAAUGUCUGAUUAUGAUGAUUUGGAAGAAGUCCCAUACAUCAUGAACUACUUGAAUUCAGUCAACUAUAUUGAUGAAUUUCAAAAAUUUAUGGAAGACAGAAACUAUAAAACUUCAUUGGAAAGAGAACCCCCAAAAGGUUCCAAAUCAAGUUUACUUAGUCAUUCCAACCCAAAAGAAAAAUAUCUACGAAUUGGAUCUGAUGUUAUUUCCAUAAGAGCACCAUUAUCAGCAACAGUUUCAAGAAAAGCAUCACACGUUCCUGAAACAUCCACUGCAAAAAUCCAACCAGGACAUCGGAAGUCCGCAAGUCUAGGUGUAAAUAUAUUCUCAUCCACUCAUCUUUCUUCGUCAAUGAACUGCCUGAGUCAUCAUUCAAACGAAGAUCCAUUUUCUGACACAACGUGUGAUACAUCAUCAGAGGUCUCACCAAGAACUCAUCCCAUUGAUGGCAGCAUACUGGACUGGAGUUGUUCCUCCUCAGAAAGCACAGAUAUAAGUAUUCAGUCCGAUCACAGUAAAACCAGCGAGGAGGCGAAUUUGGUCGACAAUUUACAGUUCAGUUGGGAGGACUGUUUAAAGAGAAAAGCACAAGUCAAAAAAGGAAAAAGACCUCCGUUUUCAUCAUGGAGGCGGUACUGGGUCGGCCUUUCUGGGAAUUAUCUGUUUUUCUUUCGUGCACGACAUAAGUUAUCAGGAAACGAUAGAAAAGGGUUUAAGCAAGCUCCUCAUGGUAAACCGUUCCUGUUAAGUGAUUGGAAAAUAUCAUUAUUUCGUGAUAAUGUUCGCUUUUUCUUUCAACUGGAGGACGAAAAUAACGGUUACGUGUAUAGGUUUUAUUCGCAAACAGAUAUUAGCACUAAGACGUGGUACGGCUUACUCAAAGAUGUUAUCGAUCACGAUCUUCAAAAGACACCACAAAAUCUCAUCUCUUUCGACGAAAACGAAUCGGAAGACACGAGACUAUAGCACGCAAUGUUC